GCUUAGUGUGUGACUCAAUGAGUAUAAGCUUUGUGUGUGAACAAGAGACUGCGCACUACAGAGGAGGAAAGACACACACACAGCUUAUGAGUGCAAAAGAAUACUGCAGAAUGGGCAGUCUGGAUGAUGUUCCCUUUAAGGUUCCACUGGGUUCUCUGGAUGAGCCUCUGGGCAUGAUGGAGCCGGUCACUGCCCAAGAAAUCAUCAUCCCAGACUACCACCAAAAACUGCAUGACCUGCAGUAUGACUUCUGUCUGGAAAAAUGGGUUGUGAAUGAGUUCCAGGUCCAUGCUCAUUCAAAUAAGCGUGUUUUUGUUCCCAAGUGUGGUUGUGUGCUUCCAUCCUGCCCUCCAUACUGGCUCUUGUUCAGCAGCCCUCGGGAGAGGCGCCCUGUCCAUCUCUACAGAAAGGGAUUAUGUGACAAAGGACAGCGACAACGCAGCCUGAGCUUGAGUCUGGUGGAUGUGCAGAGACGCCACCUUCCCUGUAUGCACUCGGUCAUUGAUGACUUGGCACGUGAGGCUGCUGGCUAUAGCGAGGAUGACGAGUGCUCCUCCAGUGAAGAAGAUCGAGGUUUUCACUCUCAGAGAAGAGAGAGGGCCAAAUUUUCACUGCUUCAAGAGGCUCAGAGGCCUAUGUCACCCCGAGCCCUGAUCCACACACACAAGAGCUCCACCAGCUCUCUGAAGGAGAUGAGCAGCCCACCAAGCCUGAGGUCCUCACGACCUCACAAAAAACACACCUCCAGGGGCUCCAGUGAAAAACGAAACAUCAUCACUAACAAACCACAUGCCACACACUCCAAGCUCCAGCCCAGACCCUCAUCAGCUGGCCCGCAGCCCUCUGCUCACCAACGCAAAUCCUCUCUGCAGGCUGCUCGUCCACGCACUUCUCAUGGAGAUCGCCACUCGGUCCCAGACUCCUCAGCGGAGCUACUGUAUGCUCUGAGCCAGGAAGAGAGAGAACUGGUAGAAAGCAUCACUGCUCAGGGAUACACACUCCGUUCUACCAUCCUGGCUCUGCAAGCCACUGGCACACGCAGUGCAGAUCAGAUUCUGAAUUAUCUGUUGGCACGUGAUCAUCUGUGUGCACAGGGUUAUGAGAAAACUCAGGUGGAGGACGCUUUGGAGAUGUUUCAGAACUGUGAGAGCAAGGCUACAGAGUUCCUACGAUUGCUGGCUCAGUUCUGUGAAAUGGGCUUCCAGCAGAGCACCAUUAAAGAGGUUCUGCUCUUACAUGACAACCACCGCGAGAGAGCACUGGAGGAACUCGUGACGCGUGUCACCUGAACAUCCUGCAAACAUGAAGAGAUGUUUCUCAGCACACAAC
Messenger RNA from Neoarius graeffei (lesser salmon catfish), 1329 nucleotides. RefSeq names its product ubiquitin associated protein 1-like a (gene ubap1la). Bases 18 to 1289 code for a protein of 423 amino acids. Gene Ontology annotation, cellular component: ESCRT I complex. The record is from RefSeq and is a predicted model, not a curated record. Gene Ontology annotation, molecular function: ubiquitin binding. NCBI's taxonomy places the organism in Eukaryota, Metazoa, Chordata, Actinopteri, Siluriformes, Ariidae. Gene Ontology annotation, biological process: ubiquitin-dependent protein catabolic process via the multivesicular body sorting pathway. The transcript has 6 exons.